AUGAAUGAGAAUGAUCGAUCAAUGAAGAAGAAAGUAAGGAUUAGUACUUUGGAGUCAUUUUUUCAUAAGAAAAGUAAGAAUCAAGGGGGUUCUUCAUCAUCUCCGAUUGCACCAAUUCGAAGGGAUGAUGAGUCUCCUCCUCCAAAUGUUGUCCCUCCAACUAGGGAAAGAGUAGUCCAAUUUGAUAUAAAUUCUCUUCCACAUGAUCCGGGGUUAAGGAGAAGGAUUCUUGAUUAUCAUCCAUCUGACCAUGAAGCAAUUAGAAGAGAAUAUAUUCUGAAAGAACCCUUACAACCAUAUGAGCACGAUUUUUGUCAAAGAGAAGUUGGAGGUGCAAUGCGUCGGUUUAAUCCUGAAUGGUUUGAUACGUACAAGAAAUGGCUUGAAUAUAGUAUUGCAAAGGAUGCUGCCUUUUGUUUUGUAUGUUACUUAUUCAAGGAUAAUGUCGAUGUGCUUAAUGCUGCUAGCCAGGGUCAUGAUGCUUUUACCAACAAUGGGUUUAGAGGUUGGAAUAGACCAUCAGCUUUUCUCAAGCAUGUUGGCCAAGUUAACAGUGUUCACAAUAAGUGUUUGGAAAAGUAUGAAGCUACAAUUGAUCCAAAUACUUGCAUACAGAAUGUCAUUGAUCCAAAAACUCCACAAGCUAGAAAGGAAUAUCGAAUUCGUUUGACAGCUUCACUUCAUUGCUUGAGGUUUCUCUUAUUUCAAGGUUUAGCAAUUCGGGGUCACGAUGAGAGUGAGAAAUCCAGUAAUCAAGGAAAUUUUCGUGAACUUCUAAAGUGGUUUUCUCAAAGGAAAAAGAAGGUAGGAAAGACUCUUUUUAAAAAUGCACCAGGAAAUAAUCAGAUGACUUCCCCAUUGAUUCAGAAAGAUCUCAUUAAUGCUUGUUCAAGAGAAACAAUUAAGGGUAUUAUAGAAGAAUUGGGUGAUGACUAUUUUGGCAUAUUAGCAGAUGAAUCAAGGGAUGUUUCUUGUAAGGAACAAAUGGCAUUUUGUUUACGAUAUGUUACUAAAGGAGGUGUAGUAGUAGAACGGUUUAUUGGUGUUGUGCAUGUGAUGAACACUACUGCCAUGACUCUCAAGAAUGCCAUUUAUUCUAUACUUGCUGAAUAUUCACUAAGUCCUUCUAGAAUACGUGGUCAAGGCUACGACGGGGCUAGCAAUAUGAAGGGUUAUAUUCAUGGGCUCAAAACUUUGAUAAAGAAUGAGAGCCAAUCUGCAUAUUACAUUCAUUGUUUUGCACAUCAACUACAAUUGACACUUGUUGCUGUUUCAAAGAAAAAUUCUGAUUGUGGUUGGCUUUUUGAUAUUCUUUCCAUUAUUCUAAAUGUGGUUAGUGGUUCUUGCAAGAGACAAGAAAUUAUGAAGGAGGCUCAGGCUAAAAUAUUGGCAAAAGCAUUUGAAAAUGAGGAGCUUAAAACAGGAAAAGGUUUGAAUCAAGAGUUAGGUUUGGGGAGACCCGGUGAUACUCGGUGGGGUUCUCAUUAUAAAUUAUUGGUGAAUGUCAUUCUUUUGUACCCUUCUAUUCGUGAAGUACUUGACAUUAUUUUUGAUGAUCCACUACAUUUUGAUGAUCAUCCAAAAGCCGACCAUGUUGGUUUUGCUAUUGAGUCAUUUGACUUUAUGUUCAUGGUUCAUAUGAUGAAAACUAUAUUUGGGUUGGCUAAUCAACUAAACAUUGCUCUGCAAAAGAAAGACCAAGACAUUGUUAAUGCUAUAUCACUUGUGAAGCAGACAAAGGAAAGAUUACAACAAAUGAGAGAAGACGGAUGGGAAUCUCUUUUAAACUUAGUUACUUGUUUUUGUGACAAGAAUAAAAUUGGAGUUCCCAAAAUGGAGGAUGAAUAUCUACCUCGAGGGAAAAAGAAGCGCAACAAGGUAUAUACCACUAAUCUUCAUCAUUUUAGAGUUGAGGUUUUCUUUGCAAUUAUUGAUUUGCAAACUCAAGAACUUAAUAAUCGAUUUGAUGAGGUAAGUAUGGAGUUACUUUCUUGUAUGACUUGCUUGAAUCCUGUUGAUAACUUCUCUUCUUUUGAUAAGUUAAAGUUACUAAGACUUGUUGAAUUUUAUCCGAAUGACUUUACAAGUGUUGAAUCAUCGUAUCUUGAGGAUGAACUUGAUACUUUUAUUUAUGACAUGCGAAGAGAUGACAGAUUUCAUGGUUUGAAGGAUAUGGGUGAACUUUCUGUGAAGCUUUUUGAGACAAAGAAACAUGAAUCAUAUCGGCUAGUUUAUUUGCUUAUUAAGUUAGUGUUGAUUCUUCCGGUGGCUACGGUAACUGUAGAAAGAGCAUUUUCAGUGAUGAGUAUUGUAAAGAACAGGUUGCGAAACAGUAUAGGGGACCAGUUCUUGAACGAUUGCUUGGUUACUUAUAUAGAGAAAAAUGUCUUUUUGAAGAUAAAUGAUGAAAAUAUUCUCAAUCGGUUCCAAAGCAUGAGAAGUCGCCGAGAGCGGAUGUAA
Spinacia oleracea (spinach) is the source of this 2460-nucleotide messenger RNA. RefSeq lists its product as uncharacterized. Lineage: Eukaryota; Viridiplantae; Streptophyta; Magnoliopsida; Caryophyllales; Amaranthaceae. Bases 1 to 2460 code for a protein of 819 amino acids. Gene Ontology annotation, molecular function: protein dimerization activity. The transcript has a single exon. The record is from RefSeq and is a predicted model, not a curated record.